UACUCCUAAACCAUAAAUAUAUUUUGCUUUUUUUUACUUAUCUUCCUUUAUUUGUCGGGAACAUAGCUCAAAAUGUCAUAAAAAUGUAUCUUGUCAAAAGUUUGCACAAUGAAAAAGGACACUGAGAGGAAGUACUGUCUGUAAGAAUCGAAAGUUUAGGCCAUAGAAAUAACGAUAUAAAUCAUGACAUCACUGUUUGGACUUCCGAGAGAUAUUUUGGGCAACCUGACGGACUCGAGGGAGCUGGUGGCAGACGGUGAACGAAUGGUGGAGAAGCUAAAGGUUGUCGGUGGAAAAGACUUAGGAGAAGAGACAGGGAGAGUUCUAGAUAUUUUUGGCCAGACUGUCUCGGAUUCAUCACAUGAUGCAGUCUUGUUUACCAUGGUAACCCAGCUCUAUACCAUAGUCCCUGUCAUUCUUAUUGUAUUUUGUCAGAUUGGAUUUGCUAUGUUACAAAGUGGAGCUUCAAGAGUAGAAAGUGCUGCUGUACCUUUUAUCACUAACAUUCUUGUUCUAGUUACAUCAUGCCUGUCAUUCUGGGCGGUUGGAUACGCACUGGCAAGAUCAGAUGGACUGACAAUGUUAGGCUACCAUCAAUGGUUUAGCCAUGAGUUCGAGCCAAAACUAUCUAUUGACUGGCUGUUACACUUUAGCCUCGUUCUGACGACCGCCAACAUAGCGACAUCUGGCGGGCUGGAAAGAUGUCCAAUCUACGUUAACUGUCUUCUGUCACCUAUUAUUGCAGGGGUGGUUGCCGCAUUAUCUGAUCGUUGGGCGUGGCAUCGCGACAGCUGGACAAUGGUUUAUUCUCCCUUCCAAGGUGUCGCCUAUAAGGACCAGGGUGGUAGUGGUGUGAUUCACAUGGUUGGUGGUUCAUCUGCCUUGGUCCUGUCCUUGCUGCUGGGCCCACGGUACAGUAGGAUCAGGGAUUCUAGAUCUAGAAUCUUAUUCAACGAUUUAGACGGCCACUCACUUCCGCUCGAGUUGAUAGGAUGGUAUUUUUGUGUCGUCUGUUUCUUUUGUUGUAACUGUGUUCGUCUGACAACCACGUGCAUCACGUGUCACUCCAUUAGCAACACUGUGGCACGUGCUGUGGUAAACAGCGUGAUAUCGGCUGCUUCAGCGUCCCUGAGCACGGUUGUAUUCGUAUAUCUCAUGAAGACUUUGAUGGGAAGGAAGCGGUUUCAUUACCUCAUCUCAAGGCAGCUAGCAAAUGGUGCUGUCAUUGGAAUCAUUUCAGUUGCUGCCGGAUGUGAUUCCUAUCCGCAUUGGGCUGCAUUUGUUGUCGGUCUGACGUCGGCUGUCGGUUAUGUGGUCUGGUGUCAAGUUUUGUAUUUCCUUAGAAUAGACGAUCCAAUAGGUGUGAUAUCGGUACAUUUAGGUGGAGGAUUAUGGGGUGUUAUAUGUGUCACUUUGUUCAGGGAGAAGACUGGUCUAGUAUUUGCUGAUCAAACAUCAGUUGCGGGACUGGCUAUUGUAUGGAACGUCACUAUAGCGGUAACCAUGGCAACUCUCUCGGCCGUGCUGACGGGUGCUGUGCUGCUGAUACCAAGAAUAUUGGAUAUGGUGCCAAUCCAGCACGGAAAGGAGCUCCAGGGUGUUGAUGUGGCAUUUCUCGGACAACAAGCAUAUCCAAGUGGGAACACUGUUUCACCAUUUACAACAGACAUUAUAGAAGAUCGUGAGGAAUUUAUAGAUUCAAAUCCUGCUUCACCGCAGACGACAGUGACGUCACCGUUAUCAUAUACCUUUUCAGGCUUUCGUCCAGACAACCUGCCUGCUAUUUAUGACAUGAAAAAUCCAUACGAGAAAUUGGAAAUUGAUUUGAAAUCAUUGCCUUCCUUUACUCGAUCUCCCGGAGAUACAGAUCGCCGUGUUUGGUUCAGCGGAGAGAGCCUGCGGGACCAGGUGGCCCCUAUGACCCCUAUCAUAGACUAUAGCAUAGAUAGUGAUAGAUGGGAAGAUAUUGAAUUUUAAUGGGAUGUUGUUUGACACUAUCGGGAGGAAAAAAUCCCUUAAUAAAGAACAUUUAUUUUACUUUAAAUUUGUAUUCAGUAAAAUCAGCUGAUUUGUACAUACAUGUGACUUGUAUAAACUGUAUAGUGUAAAUAAACCAUUUAAGCCAACAUUA
Mercenaria mercenaria is the source of this 2131-nucleotide messenger RNA. Its product is annotated as putative ammonium transporter sll0108. The record is from RefSeq and is a predicted model, not a curated record. The coding region runs from base 184 to 1977 and encodes 597 amino acids. Gene Ontology annotation, cellular component: membrane. Gene Ontology annotation, molecular function: ammonium channel activity. Gene Ontology annotation, biological process: ammonium homeostasis; ammonium transmembrane transport. The transcript is spliced from 15 exons. NCBI's taxonomy places the organism in Eukaryota, Metazoa, Mollusca, Bivalvia, Venerida, Veneridae.